CCGGCCGGCGGCUCUCGCACGAUGUUCCGGCUCCUCCAGUGGCUGCCGCUCUUGCUGCUGCUGCCUCCCCCGGGGUCCCCCGAGCCCCCCGGCCUGGCCCCGCUGUCCGCGGGGGCGCCCCCCCAGGCCCCCGACUUGCUCUACGCCGACGGGCUGCGCGCCUACGCGGCGGGGGCCUGGGCGCCGGCGGUGGCUCUGCUGCGGGAGGCGCUGCGGAGCCGGGCGGCGCUGGGCCGCGCGCGGCUGGACUGCGGGGCGCGCUGCGCGGCCGAGCCAGGGGCCGCGCUCCCCGCCUCCCCGGGGCCCGACUCCGGGCCGGGAGCGGCGCGGGGUGCCUGGGAGCCGCUGCUCCUCCGCGCCGCGCUCCGGCGCGCCGAGUGCCUGACCCAGUGCGGGGCGCGGAGGCUGGGUCCGGGGGGCGCGGCGCGGCUCCGAGUGGGGAGCGCGCUCCAGGACGCCUUCCGACGCCGGGAGCCCUACAACUACCUGCAGAGGGCCUACUACCAGCUGAAGAAGUUGGACCUGGCAGCAGCCGCAGCGCACACCUUCUUUGUGGCCAACCCGACGCACCUUCAGAUGCGAGAGGACAUGGCUAAGUACAGACGGAUGUCCGGGGUUCGGCCCCAGAGCUUCCGGGACCUGGAGACGCCCCCAUACUGGGCAGCCUAUGACACCGGCCUGGAGCUGCUGGGGCACCAGGAAGCAGCAUUGGCACUGCCCUGGCUGGAGGAGGCCCUGCAGGAGAGCCUGGCCCAGGUGGAGAGCUGCCGGGCCAGCUGCGAGGGGCCUGAGGAGCAGCAGAAGGCGGAAGAGGAGGCGGAGGGGACCGGGAGCUCAGGAGGCCUGUACGAGGCCAUCGCAGGGCACUGGAUAGGGGUCCUGCGGUGCCGGCAGCGCUGUGUGGGGGACGCGGCCACACGUCCUGGUCGCAGCUUCCCUGUCCCAGACUUCCUUCCCAGCCAGCUGAGGCGGCUGCACGAGGCCCAUGCUCAGGUAGGGAAUCUGUCCCAGGCUGUGGAAAAUGUGCUGAGCGUUCUCCUCUUCUACCCGGAGGAUGAGGCUGCCAGGAAGGCUCUGGACCAGUACCAGGCCCAGCUAGGAGAGCCGAGACCUGGCCUCGGGCCAAGAGAGGACAUCCAGCGCUUCGUCCUCCUCCUGGGGGAGAAGAGACAGCUCUACUAUGCCAUGGAGCACCUGGGGGCCAGCUUCAAGGAUCCCGAUCCCUGGACCCCAGCAGCUUUCAUCCCUGAGGCCCUUAGAGAAAAACUCAGAGAGGAUCGGGAGAAGACGCCGUGGGACCGUGAGCCUCCACAGCCGAAGCCCUUGACUCACUGGAAGGAUGUCCUCCUCCUGGAGGGCGUAACCCUGACCCAGGACGCGAGGCAGCUGAAUGGGUCAGAGCGAGCGGUGCUAGACGGGCUGCUCACCCCAGCCGAGUGCGGGGUGCUCCUGCAGCUGGCCAAGGACGCGGCUGAGUCUGGAGCCAGGUCUGGCUAUCAGGGCCGCCGCUCCCCACACACUCCCCACGAACGCUUCGAGGGGCUCACGGUGCUCAAGGCCGCCCAGCUGGCCCGGGCUGGGGUUGUGGGCAGUCAGGGCGCCCAGCUGCUUCUGGAGGUGAGCGAGCGCGUGCGGAGCCUGACACAGGCCUACUUCUCCCCGGACCGGCCCCUGCACCUCUCCUUCACCCACCUGGUGUGCCGUAGUGCCAUAGAAGGAGAGCAGGCACAGCGCAUGGACCUGAGCCACCCGGUGCAUGCAGACAACUGCGUCCUGGACCCUGACACCGGGGAGUGCUGGCGGGAGCCCCCGGCCUACACCUACCGAGACUACAGCGGACUCCUCUACCUCAAUGAUGACUUCCAGGGCGGGCACCUGUUCUUCACAGAGCCCAACGCCCUCACCGUCACGGCGCAGGUCCGUCCUCGCUGCGGACGCCUCGUGGCCUUCAGCUCCGGCGUGGAGAAUCCCCACGGCGUGUGGGCCGUGACGCGGGGGCGGCGCUGCAGCCUGGCGCUGUGGCACACGUGGGCCCCUGAGCACGGGGAGCAGGAGUGGACAGAAGCCAAAGAGCUACUGCAGGAGCCAGAGAAGGAGGAGGGAGAAGGAAUGCCCAGCAGAGACCCCGCCCCAGAACCCCCCAGCCACAGGCUUCAGCGGGUCCAGGACAAGGCUGGGAAGCCGCCUCGGGUCCGAGAGGAGCUGUGAGGGGCUGAACCAGCUCCUUGGGGAUGUGGCCUCUUGACUUGUGGGGGGUCUGCCUUGAUGCCAAGACCCCCGAGAAGUCCCCAUGUGACAGGAGCAGAACAGCGAGCUCUCCAUCCCUGCACGCCCGCCAGCCUGGGGAUCACAAGGGCCGUGCAGCCCUGGACUCAGAGGACACUGCACAGACUAGCCUGGGCCCAGCUGACGGACCUGCAGCCCUAGGACAGACAGAAGGCGCGAUGCUGCCGCCGUGGAGAGAAACGGCAGGGGGUAGGGCCCGACUGCUUUAAAUGAGGAGAACGAGAGGGAGGGUCACCCCACUGCCCGCUCCCCGCCCGUCAAUAAAGAGCCUGAAGAUCCCUCA
Messenger RNA from Lagenorhynchus albirostris (white-beaked dolphin), 2569 nucleotides. It is a transcript of the gene P3H3, whose product is annotated as prolyl 3-hydroxylase 3. NCBI's taxonomy places the organism in Eukaryota, Metazoa, Chordata, Mammalia, Artiodactyla, Delphinidae. Gene Ontology annotation, cellular component: endoplasmic reticulum. Gene Ontology annotation, molecular function: iron ion binding; L-ascorbic acid binding; procollagen-proline 3-dioxygenase activity. Gene Ontology annotation, biological process: collagen metabolic process. The record is from RefSeq and is a predicted model, not a curated record.